AUGGGUGUCCUCAGCCUGACGGUCUCCUGUUCGGAGAAGGGGAUCAAGAAAACGAUGCAAUUCGAUCCAUCGACACUUAUAUAUGAUGCUAUCAAAUUGAUUAGGGAAAAAUUUGGAAUGACUGAUGUUAAUGCAGCAGAAUACGGUCUGAUUCGUAUCGAUGAAAAUCCAGCAAAAUCAUUUUGGAUGGAUAAUGGCAGAAGUUUUGAAUAUUAUAUGGUUCGAAACAAAGAUGAAAUUGAUUACAAGAAGAAGAUUCGAUAUCUGAAAGUACGAAUGUUGGAUGGAGCAGUUAAGACAAUUAGUGUCGAUGAAUCACAACAAGUCAGUCAAUUGAUGCUCACUGUAUGUGAUAAGAUUGGAAUUUCGAAUUAUGAAGAAUACAGUCUUGUUCGUGAUGAUCUACUCCGUCAGCAGGGAUCAAUUGCCAAUGGAUCAGGUGGUUCCGCAUGGAAUCUGAAGGACAAAGAUAACCGAUCGAAGAGUAGUGAUAGAGGGGGCGGAGUCUAUGGAACAAUGAGAAGAAAAGAUGAAGCUAAAAUGGAAGAACUCAGAAAGAAACUUCAUACUGAUGAGGAACUUCCAUGGCUCGACCAUCAGAAGACACUCCGUGAACAAGCAAUUUCAGAGGAAGAGACGCUGGUUCUCAGGAGAAAAUACUUCUUCUCUGAUUCAAAUGUUGAUAGCAGAGAUCCAGUUCAGUUGAAUCUUCUGUAUGUCCAGUGCCGUGAUGGAAUCCUUCGAGGGCUUCAUCCAGUUGAAAAGGAGACUGCACUCGAGUUGGCUGCUCUUCAAUCUCAUAUUCAAUACGGAGACUUUCCACAUGACAAACCGAAAUUCCAUUUGGAUGGACGAGAUGUUCUCCCGAAAGAAUACGCAAAGAACAAAGAUAAUGAGAAGAAGGUUGUAGCUAUGUAUAAGGAAUUGAGUGGAACUUCUGAGUUGGAUGCGAAGAGUAAAUAUGUUCAUUUGUGUCGUGGAUUGAAGACUUACGGAGUCACUUUCUUCGUUGUCAAGGAGAAACUUCCAGGAAAGAACAAGUUGGUGCCGAGACUUCUUGGAGUAAACAAAGAAAGUGUGAUGAGAGUUGAUGAGAAGACCAAAGAAAUUCUGAAGGAAUGGCCACUUGAACAAGUUCGUCGAUGGGUUCCAUCUGCCAAGACAUUCUCUUUGGAUUUCGGAGAUUACCAAGAUGGAUACUAUUCUGUGCAGACAACGGAUGGAGAGAAAAUUGCUCAGCUCAUUCAAGGAUACGUGGAUAUCAUUCUGAAAAAGAAGCGUACUCAAGAUCAUCAAGGAAUUGAAGGAGAUGAGGGAUCAACGAUGUUGGAAGAUAUGGUUGCACCGGCAAAAGCCACUUUGGUUGCACACGGACAAAUUGGAAAUGGACAACAUGCUCAAGAUGGAUUGGUUGCUGUUCGAGGAGUACUCAGAACACCACAAGGAGGACAGGGUUACGGUAUUAAUGGAGCACAAUAUGGAGCUGUUAGCGGAGAAAUCACUUCACAAGAGUUGGCUAGGGCCCAACGUCUCCGCUAUCAGGAUAUGUAUCAACAUCCACAACGUGCUCUCAUCGGAACCAUCGAGGCAACCAUCCGCGCCGUCGAUGAAGCUGAAGUAGAACUUGAGGCUGAACCACAAAUCGACAUUCCACGUUUCAACGAUGACUUCUCACAAAAUAGAUGGAUGGAAGAGCAAAAGGCGGUGAAUAAGGAGAAUGUGAACGAAAGAUUAGCCGCUAUGGGAGCAGCCACCGCUCAAGUUGUCCAAUGGACAGCUGUCGAGGAAUACGAUGAUCGUGUUGGAUCAGCAAUCGCCACAAUUGGAUCGAAUCUUCCAGAUGUUUCCAGAAAUGUUCGUGAUCUUGGAGCAUUUAUGGAGACAGAAGAACGCGGAGAUCUUGUACACGCAACACGCCUUCUUUGUGGAGCAUUCGGAGAUUUCUUGACUGCAGUCAAUCCAGAACAGAAUGAGAGAAGAAACAAGGUGUUCACAGCAGCUGGAAGGGUUGGAGAAUUCUCUCAACAAGUGAUCAAUAAAAUGGAUCCUCCAUCUGACACACAACGACAGUACGAUGAUUAUUUGGUGCAGAGGGCAAAGAAUGUUGCCACGUCGACGGCUCAGUUGGUUUUGUGCGCCAAGACUAUCUCAGCUGACUGCGAAGAGCCACAUGUCCAAGAGCGUGUCAUCCAAUCAGCCACAAAAUGUGCAUUUGCCACGUCACAACUUGUCGCCUGUGCUCGUGUCGUUGCUCCAACCAUCGAUAACAAUGCUUGUCAACAACAAUUGACAACUGCAGCCACAGAAGUAUCUCAAUCCGUGAAUAACCUCCUUCAUGAUGCAGAACACGCAGUCUAUCAACAAUCCAGUCUGACAGAUAUUCAUGAGGCCGCCCGUCAAGUGACAAGUGCUCUCGAUAGCCUUCUGGAGCAUGCUAAAUGCAGUCCAAAGACAAUGACAACUCGUCGUGAAGAGGAGGAAAUGUAUAAUGAAGUGUUGAGAAGAACAAACAGAAUGGUUGUUCAUCAGGGACCACCUGAGGAUUUGACAAGAGAAGCCAGAAAAGUCGUUCGUCACAGUCAACUUCUCACAGAGCAAUUCCAACAUGAAGCUCAUCAACGACCAGAACAUCGUGACCGUCUUCUUGAUGCCGCUGCAAAGGUUGCUCAUGCUACAUCUGAAAUGAUUCUCGCAACAGAACAGGCUGAAUCUCAACCAAAACAUGUCGAGACUGAAUAUGCACUCAGAACUGCCGCUGAGAAUUUGGGAAAAGUGACAAAUGAGACGACGAAAGAGCAACAAGAGCAACAUAUUAUGCAGAGAUUGGAGCAGGCAGCGAAGCAAACUGCUUAUGAUGCAACACAGACGAUAUCAGCAUCCAAUUCGACCAAGGAUGUCAUUGAGAAUAGAGUCUACAGCGAGAAUUUGGUUUACGAAUCAACACGGACUGCCGGUCAUUUACCAGGACUCAUCACCUCCAUACGUGAAAGUCAAAACGCGCAGAGUCCAUCUGACAAAUUCCGUGCUCAAUCCCGUUUGAUCCGUGACUCACACAAUGUUCUUGAGACAUCAGUUCGUCUUUUCGAAUCAGCUAGAACAGCUGUUCCAAUGAUUUCUGACACUCAUUUGGCAUCUUCCCUUGAUCAAUCUGCCAACAGACUUGGAACUUCUCUGGCUGAACUUCGCAUUGCUGUGAAUGAUGCUCAACAAUUGAACUUCUCUCAACAACUUCUUCACAGUGAGGAAUUGAUCAAAGAGCUCGAUGAGCAACUAGUUAGAACUCAAAGAAUGGCCGUGGCAAAGCAGCUUCCACCGAUUCAAAAUGCCACGUCGUUCAGCUCUUCAUCGAAAUUGAUGGCCACAACCACCAAUGUUGGAUCAGGAGUUGCUCAACUCAUCACCGCAGCCACCACUUCAAACGAUGAUCGAUACAUUGGAACAUCAGCUGUCGAACUUGCUCAAGGACUCCGUGAAUUUGCUGACGCCAUCACUGAAAUCGUGACAGUCCGUACUGAUAUUCAUCUUGAGAAGUUGUUCGUCAGUGCUCGAUCCGUUGUCCAUGACUCUGGAAGAGUCUUCGACAGAGUUCGUGAAAGAUGUCCUCCAACUCAGCUAACGGAAGCAGCAAUGGAUGUUUCAGUUAACUUGAGACAAGUGAUUGCAUGUCUUCCGGAUACAAAACAUAUCGAAGAAGCCAUCAGAGACAUUCAGACUGCAUCAACAUCUGCUAACAUUAGAGCUAUUGAAGUGAGACAAGCAGCUAAUAAGUUCAUCGAAGCAACUUCUCAUCUUGUUCUAUCAAUUGGAUCUCCUGAAAACAAAGAAGCAAUCAAUGUGUUCGUUAGAGCGUAUUCUGAUCUUCAUGGAUCAGUUAUUGCUCAAUUGUCCCGUCAGGCAAAUAUCAACGUGAAAACCGCAAUAGUCGACCUUCUAGAAGAAGCUCAACGGGGGUCAAUUGGUGUUCUCGAGACCCUCAGACAAACUGGAAAUCCAUCGGAUCACACAUUGUCUCAACAGUUUACAUCGAAUGCCCGUGAACUUGCAACCACUGUCAACAAACUUGUUGAACUAUCAGAAACCGAAGGUGAUUCCAGAUGGCAGAUGGAAUGCGAUGCAGCCCUCAGACGUAUCCAAGCAGUCCGACACGUCACUCAACAUGCCGACGUUCCACUCAGUGAUAAUGGAUACUUUGCAUCUCUCCAAUCAGUUUCCGAUGGAUCUAGAAGACUCGGGGAGGCUAUGACUGGAAUGGCCAGACAUGCAAAGGCAAAUGAUACUGAAGGAUUCUGCACGAGUGUCCGUAACUCUGCAGAUGCUCUCUGUUCACUCGCUGAGUCGGCUUCUCAUUCCGCAUAUCUCGUUGGAAUUUCUCAUCCAGCUUCUUCUCCAGGACGUUCGGCUUUGAUUGAUGCAUCUGAAGUUGCAAGAAGUGUUGAAUCCAUUUCUUCAUCUUGUCAACGAGUUGAAUCAAGAAAUAUCAGUCGUCAAGAUCUCAUGGAAGAUAUCACUUCUAUCACCAGACACUCCAGUCAUUUGGCUCAACUCUGCAGAUUGUCAUCUGAAAAGACCCAGAAUCCGAAUGUCAAGAAACAUUUGGUAACAUCUGCAAUGAGUAUUGCUCAUAAGACAUCUAGUCUUGUUGGUUCAUACAAGGAAAUGGAUAGAGCUCCGGACGCAGUAGAUCGUUGUGCUUCAAGUGCAUCAGAACUCCGUCAAGCCGCUCAACAACUUCUUCAUUUUGCUGGCAAACCAGAUUUUGCUGCUGUCCAAGGAACUAUCUCAAAUGAAGGACAUUCUGCACAACACCCAAUUCUUCAGGCAAGCCGUGAAAUGCUAGAUUCCAGUGCUCAAAUGAUUCACACUGCCAAGUCAUGGGCAUCCGCCCCACAAGAUGAAGCCACGUGGCAGCGAAUGGCUGUUAACAGCAAAGAAGUAUCCGAUUCAAUUAUGAAACUCGUCAGUGCCAUUCACGAAGCUGCACCAGGACAAAUGGAGCUUGAAGCAGCAAUUGAACGUCUCUCUGUUCUAUCUGGACAAGUUGAGAAAAGUGCAAUGGAUGCAUAUGCAAGUGGAAAUGUUCAACAACACGGUGCAAAUGCAGAACGUCAACUUCUUCAACAAGUCCAACAUAUUGCCAGUCAACUCGAAGAUAAGGUCGAUGAUCUUCACAGUGCCGCCGUUGAACAUGGAGAACGACUACCUAAAGUUGUCCAACUUCACCGUCAAAUGGUUGAAGAUCUCGCAGAAGCUGCUUGUUGUGCUGCGGGAAUGACAGUUGACAGUAACCAACAAACAGAACUUUUUGACAAAUGCAAGACUGUUGUGGAGGCUGAGUUGGCAAUGAUGGUGGCAAGUCGUGAAUCUGGAGGAAAUCCGAAUGCAGUUCAUGCUCAUGCCAAUGUCCAAGAAGCUGCUGGAAACUUGAAACAUGCUAUUGGAGAUAUGAGACAGACUAUUGCUAAGGUGUCUAGUGAACAGGGAGCAGUUCAAGGAAUGGUUGACACGAUUUCUUCAUCAAUUGCUAAUACAGAUCUUGCUAUGAGCUCUCAACAUGGAUCGUCGUUUGCUGAAGCUCAAACUAGAAUGACAGCUUGUUUAGAGGAUAUCAGAAGAACUGCUAUUAAAGUUCCAACAUUGAAUACCCAGGAUCUCGGAGCUGCAUCUCUGAACCUCAGUGAGAAAUACCGUUUGGUUGCUGCAGAUGUCCGACAAGCUGCUGCAAUGCUUCCGGAUGCUGACAUUGGACAACGUCUCAAACUGGCUGUUCAGAAACUUGGAACAAGUUGUAUUGAGACUGUGAAGGUUGCCGGGAAGAAGAGAGCUCACCCAGAAGAUGAAAGAAUUCAAAGAGAAUUGAACGGUCAAGCUGAAAAUGUUGUUGAAAGAGUCGAACAAGUUCUUGCGGCUCUUCAUGCAGCAUCUCGUGGAACACAGGCGUGUAUCAAUGCAGCCAACACUGUCAGUGGAAUCAUUGGAGAUCUUGAUACCACUAUCAUGUUUGCCACUUCUGGAUCAUUGAACUCUUCGGAUGAUAGAAAGUUCCCAGCCCACAAAGAUGCUAUUGUGAAGACUGCCAAAGCAUUGGUUGAAGAUACGAAGGCUCUUGUAGCUGGAGCUGCUUCUAAUCAGGAACAACUUGCUGUUGCUGCUCAGAAUGCAGUUAGAACUAUUGUAAAUCUGUCUGAUGCCGUCAAAACUGGAGCUGUUAGUUUAUCAUCUGAGAACUCUGAGACCCAAGUUCUUGUCAUUCACGCAGUGAGAGAUGUUGCCGCCGCAUUGACUUCUUUGAUUCAAGCGACCAAGAAUGCAUCCGGACUGUCUCUUCAACAUCCAGCAAUGGGACAUCUCAAGGAGGCGGCUAAGGUCAUGGUUGGAAAUGUAGCACGUCUUCUGAAGACAGUGGCUACUGUAGAAGAGAAAAAUCAACAAGGAACGAGAGCAGUCGAAGCAGCAGUUGAGGCUAUCGGCUUUGAGAUGAGACAGUUCGAGCAUGACCUGAACGAAGGUGUUGCUGCUCCAACUGAGGCUCGCGUCGAACAUCUUCAACAGACCGCUGAUCAUGUAUCGGAGAUUACGAAGAGAGUGAUGGCUGGUGCUGAUGGACAUGCUCCACAAACCGAAGAAGAGAUCAUCGGUGUUGCUAACCUCUCCAGAAGUGCAGUUCGCUCACUUCUCGCUGUUGUCAGAACCAUCAGUAACGACGCAGAUAACGUACAACAGAGGUACGCAGUUUUGGAUUCUGGAAGAGAUGUUGCCAACAAUGUGAAGAGUCUUCUCGUGUCACUUCACACUCAAAUGACUCGGAAUCCAGGACAAGAAGAAUCAAGACGUCUUCUGUAUGAGGCCUCUCGAGGAGUCUCUAAUGCUUUGAACAAUCUUGUUGGAUUAUGCACAGAGAUGUCUGGACUGCCACAUGGACACAUGGAAAUGGAUUCAGCAGCAGCACAGGCUGAAAAUGAGUUGUUGGGAGCUGCUAGCUCUAUCGAAGCGGCUUCAUUGAAACUGGCAGAGUUGAGACCAAGACAAACGGUUCAGGAGAAUACGCACGAAAUCGUGGAAGCUGAAUUCGAUGAGAACAUUCUGACAUCAGCUAAAGGUAUCAUCAGUGCAGUCCACAUUCUUGUGAGAGCUGCCACAAGUGCUCAAAGAGAACUGGCAAUGCAAGGAAGAACGGAAUCACGACCAAGUGGAUCAGGAACAUAUCAAUGGUCAGAAGGACUCACAAGUGCCUCCCGUGUCGUCGUGGCAUCUGUUCAUAAGUUAUGUGAUGCUGCGAAUACAUUGAUGAAGGGACAGACAACUGAGGAAAGACUUAUCUCUGCUGCCAAGCAGGUGUCGAGUUCAACAGCUCAGUUAUUGGUUGCGUGUAAUGUGAAAGCUGACCCUGAUAGUCAGGCGAACAGAAGGUUGCAAGCUGCAGGACAGGCUGUUAGAAAUGCCGCUGAACGUCUCGUCCAGUCGGCUCAACAAGUGAUUGCUCGUGACGAUCGAAACAUCGCUAUCUCUGAUCGACUCGUCAGUGGAAUUGCUCAAGUAAUGGAUGCUCAAGAAGAAGUUCUCCGAAAAGAAAGAGAACUUGGAGAGGCUCGUCAUAAGCUGGCUCAUUUGAACAAGGCAAGAUAUGAAAGAGACGGUGAAGGAAGUCCUGAAGCAUAA
Messenger RNA from Caenorhabditis remanei, 7656 nucleotides. RefSeq lists its product as uncharacterized. Gene Ontology annotation, molecular function: actin filament binding; structural constituent of cytoskeleton; integrin binding. Gene Ontology annotation, cellular component: focal adhesion; plasma membrane; cytoskeleton. The transcript has 9 exons. Bases 1 to 7656 code for a protein of 2551 amino acids. Gene Ontology annotation, biological process: cell-cell adhesion. Lineage: Eukaryota; Metazoa; Nematoda; Chromadorea; Rhabditida; Rhabditidae. The record is from RefSeq and is a predicted model, not a curated record.